CUCUUCUCCAACGACACUUUCACGGACAAGAUCAUAGUCAAGUCAUUGAACUGUAGCGAGCGAACGAGACAGAGAUGAAGGAGAAGAAACCAUGCCAGCUCUGCGACAACCUCGCAACCAUGUACUGCGAGCCGGACCAAGCGAACCUGUGCUGGGACUGCGAUUCCAGAGUCCACGGCGGGAACUUCCUUGCGGCCAAGCACCAGAGGAAUCUCCUCUGCCGCUCGUGCCAGAGCCCCACGCUGUGGAGCGCCUUGGGGCCGAGGCUCGCUCCCAUGGCCUCGGUGUGCGAGAAGUGCGUCGGCUGUGGGGCUUGGGACGAUCGCAGCGAUUCUACACGGUCAAGUCACGGAGAAGGAGAGUGAGACAGCAGCGAUUGCAUUGGAGAUAGCGAUGGAGGCAUGGCAGAUGGCGAUGCCCACGGGGAGAAUCA
Messenger RNA from Rhodamnia argentea, 433 nucleotides. Its product is annotated as B-box domain protein 31-like. The record is from RefSeq and is a predicted model, not a curated record. Bases 75 to 365 code for a protein of 96 amino acids. Gene Ontology annotation, molecular function: zinc ion binding. The transcript has a single exon. NCBI's taxonomy places the organism in Eukaryota, Viridiplantae, Streptophyta, Magnoliopsida, Myrtales, Myrtaceae.